Molecule: messenger RNA, 219 nt
Organism: Botrytis byssoidea
Lineage: Eukaryota; Fungi; Ascomycota; Leotiomycetes; Helotiales; Sclerotiniaceae
Exons: 2
Coding region: 1-219 (72 amino acids)
Source: RefSeq, a predicted model, not a curated record
AUGUUGUCCAAAACAUCCUCAUGCCAAAUGCAGUCGCAAUUGUUGGCUUAUUUUAUACCACCAACGGCUCUGGUUAGAAUUGGGAGUGGCGUAUCACACACUUGGACUGCCUGCACGCCAGGCUUGAAUCUGCAAGAACUUGAUUAUAAGGGCUGUAAUGAUCUGAAUUGUAUAAGGACCCCUAAAUAUAAGAUUGAUUAUUUAAUCACGAAUGCAUGA